Molecule: messenger RNA, 1689 nt
Organism: Eucalyptus grandis
Lineage: Eukaryota; Viridiplantae; Streptophyta; Magnoliopsida; Myrtales; Myrtaceae
Product: amino acid permease 6
Cellular component (GO): plasma membrane
Source: RefSeq, a predicted model, not a curated record
ACAGAGAGAGAGAGAGAGCGAGAGAGAGAGAGAGAGAGAGAGAUGGAGAGAGAGGCGAUGGCAAAGAGAAACAUGUGUGUGGAGCAAGAUCCUGAAGCCUUUCGAAGCGGUGGCGUUCAGAAAAACCUGGAUGACGACGGCAGAGUCAAAAGAACCGGCACGGUGGUCACGGCCAGUGCGCAUAUAAUAACGGCCGUGAUCGGGUCCGGGGUGCUGUCGUUGGCAUGGGCCAUCGCCCAGCUAGGCUGGGUGAUGGGGCCGGUGGUCCUCGCAGCCUUCUCCUUCAUCACCUACUUCACCUCCACCCUCCUCGCCGACUGCUACCGGUCGCCGGACCCUAUCACUGGGGAGAGGAACUACACUUACAUGGACGUGGUGAGAGCCCACUUAGGAGGUCGAAAGGUUCAGCUAUGUGGAUUGGCUCAAUAUGGGAACCUCGUCGGCAUCACAAUUGGCUACACCAUCACAGCAUCUAUCAGCAUGGUGGCGGUGAAGAAGUCGAACUGCUUCCACAAAAAUGGGCACGAAGUGAAGUCGGUGUGCGAAACAUCGAGCUAUCCGUUCAUGAUCAUAUUCGCAUGCAUCCAAAUCGUGCUCAGCCAAAUCCCCGACUUCCACAAGCUUUCUUGGCUCUUCGUUGCCGCCGUCAUGUCCUUCGCUUACGCUUCCAUCGGCGUCGGACUCUCCAUCGCCAAAGUUGCAGGUGGGGGACACCACGCGCGGACGACCUUAACGGGGACAACGGUGGGAGUGGACGUGUCGGGAUCGGAGAAGGUGUGGAGAGUCUUCCAAGCCGUCGGCAACAUCGCUUUCGCCUAUGCGUACUCCACCGUCCUCGUUGAGAUUCAGGACACAUUGAAAUCAAGCCCACCGGAAAACAAAGUUAUGAAAAGGGCUUCUCUCAUCGGCAUCUCGACCACCACUAUGUUCUACGCGCUCUGCGGCUGCAUUGGUUAUGCAGCCUUUGGAAACGAUGCGCCGGGGAAUUUCCUCACUGGCUUCGGAUUCUACGAGCCGUUCUGGCUCAUUGACUUCGCCAAUGUCUGCAUUGCUGUCCACUUGAUCGGUGCUUACCAGGUAUUUUCUCAGCCGAUCUUCGGAUUCGUUGAGAGCUGGUGCUCCAAGCGCUGGCCUAACAACACUCUCAUAACGAGGGAAAUUCCGGUGGACGUCCCAGGGUACGGCAUCUACCACAUCAAUCUCUUCAGGCUAAUAUGGAGGACCGUGUAUGUCAUCGUGACCGCGGUCAUAGCCAUGAUAUUGCCCUUCUUCAAUGACUUCCUGGGACUGAUCGGAGCUGCUUCGUUUUGGCCAUUGACCGUGUACUUCCCGGUGGAGAUGUACAUCGCAAGGACGAACAUGCGCAAGUUCUCCUUCACGUGGGCGUGGCUGAAAAUACUGAGCUGGGCUUGUCUGGUUGUGUCGCUCGUUGCGGCAGCUGGUUCGGUCCAAGGACUGAUCCAAAGUCUCAAGACAUACAAGCCCUUCAAGACACAAUAAAUGUAGCUCAAAGCCCUACUGCCCAUUACCUAGUUGGAAGCAAUAUUAUGGUGAAAAACUCUUCAAUUGGGCGAAUGAUUUAAUGUUUGCUGCUUCAACAUAAGUCGUUGAGAAUAAACAUUUUCAUAUAAGGACCGGGAAGAUAGCUCAUGCCAAUGAGGUGAAUUUCCUUGCUAAGGAUUUUGAUAA